This is a messenger RNA of Amborella trichopoda, 1597 nucleotides long. RefSeq names its product putative amino acid permease 7. NCBI's taxonomy places the organism in Eukaryota, Viridiplantae, Streptophyta, Magnoliopsida, Amborellales, Amborellaceae. The record is from RefSeq and is a predicted model, not a curated record.
CAACGCUUCCCAAUUGUCUGAUAAGCUGUCAGAGGAAAUAUACCCAAAAUCCACUACCCCCCAAUCUCUCUUUCUCUCUUCCUGUGGGAAUGGAGAUGACAGACAAACAGGAACCUCUUAUCGCUGAUGCCCAAGUACGGUGCAAGAGAACAGGGGAUGCAUGGACUGCAACUGCUCAUAUAAUCACUGCAGUGGUUGGUUCAGGGGUUCUGUCUCUAGCAUGGUGCGUAGCACAGCUGGGUUGGAUUGCAGGGCCUUUGGCAAUCCUGGGUUUUGCAGUAAUCACACUCAUUUCUUCCUAUUUGCUAGCUGAUUGUUGCAGGUCCCCUAAUUCUGAGAAGGGGCACAUUAGGCAUAUCACUUACAUCGAUGCCAUAGAUUUUAAUCUAGGUAAGAAGAGCGUGUGGAUAUGUGGGUUGGUUCAACAAUUAGGGAUUUGUGGCACUGCGAUUGCUUACACAAUUACUUCAGCUAUGUGCUUGAGGGCUAUUCAAAGGACCAAUUGUUUUCACACAGAAGGACAUAAAGCUGCUUGCAACUAUGAACACACAACUCAUUUUGCAUUGACAUUUGGUGUGAUACAAAUAGUGUGCUCUCAGUUACCUAAUUUCAAGAGCAUUGGCUGGCUCUCCAUCACGGCAACCAUAAUGUCUUUCUCCUAUUCAUCUAUAGGUUUAGGCCUUGGCCUUUCAAAAGUAAUAGAAAAUGGGAAAAUAUAUGGCAGCAUAACUGGGGUAGCAAUGGUCUCAACUGCUGAGAAAGCACAAAGGAUAUGUCAAGCACUUGGAGACAUUGUUUUUGCAUAUCCAUUUUCCGCUAUUCAAUUCGAGAUACAGGAUACAUUGAAGGCGCCACCCCCAGAAAACCAGACAAUGAAAAGAGCUUCAACAAUAGCCAUGGCAAUCACCACCUUUUUUUAUCUAUGUUGUGGAUGCUUUGGGUAUGCAGCAUUUGGAGAUGCCACUCCUGGAGACCUCUUGACUGGUUUUGUGGAGCCAUAUUGGCUUAACGACUUUGCAAAUGCAUGUGUUUUCCUUCAUUUAGUUGGAAGUUACCAGGUCUAUAGCCAAUCCCAUUUUGCCUUUGUAGAGAGAUGGUACGCACAGAAGUUCCCUAAUAGUGUGUUUAGAGAAGGGUCAUAUAUAAUGGAUGUUCCAUUCAUUCAUGUUAACCACAUCAGUCUAUUUAGACUAUGCUUUAGGACUGCAUAUGUUGUCACAACCAUCAGCAUUGCAAUCCUCUUCCCUUACUUCAAUCAAGUUUUGGGAAUUUUGGGGCCAUUGAGAUUUUGGCCCAUUACUAUUUAUUUCCCAGUUGAAAUGUACAUUGUGCAAAAGAAGGUGGGGGCUUGGACAAGGAAAUGGGUGGCCCUUAAGAUGUUCAGCUCUCUUUGCUUGUGUAUAUCUAUUGUGGCCUUGAUUGGGUCUAUCCAAGGGCUGGUGGGCCAGAAGACAAGCUAAACAAAACACACACACACUCUCUCUCUCUCUGUCGACCCCCCCAGCCUUGUGAACAAUUACUGCCCAAGAUGAUAUAUCUGAUUGCAAAGGGCAGAAUAAAAGUUCAUAAUUUAAGGACAAGGGAAUUUGAUGCUUCA